UCCCCCUCCUCCUCCCCCCCCCCUCUUCCCUCCUUCCCUUGUAACUAUGUCCUCUCGUCGCCGUGGCAAUGACUCCUCCUCCCGCAGCCGUCGUGGUGGUGGUGGUGGUGGUGCUUCCCGCCGUUCUUCCGGUGCUGUGGAGCGGAAGGGCGCGUCCAAGACUGAUGCUGCUGCUUCCUCUGCUGGCGCCGAGCCAGAGUCUGCCCAGGACCUUACCCAGUUUGUCCAAGAGCUGCUUGGCCAAAUGCAAGAGCGAUUCCAGGGCAUGUCGGAUCAGAUCAUCGGCCGGAUCGAUGAGAUGGGCUCGCGGAUCGACGAUCUGGAGAAGAGCAUUUCGGAUCUGAUGCAGCAGGCCAACAUCGACGCCGAGUAGGUGACGAGGUGUGUGCGGCUGUCUCGAGAUUCUGUGCAGAAUCUGGCGGGUAAAGACUACAAAUGCGA
This is a messenger RNA of Thecamonas trahens ATCC 50062, 441 nucleotides long. RefSeq lists its product as uncharacterized. The record is from RefSeq and is a predicted model, not a curated record. Gene Ontology annotation, cellular component: nucleus; cytosol. The coding region runs from base 47 to 373 and encodes 108 amino acids. The transcript has 4 exons. Gene Ontology annotation, biological process: cellular heat acclimation. Gene Ontology annotation, molecular function: transcription corepressor activity. Lineage: Eukaryota; Apusomonadida; Apusomonadidae.